This is a messenger RNA of Vitis riparia (riverbank grape), 488 nucleotides long. RefSeq lists its product as uncharacterized. NCBI's taxonomy places the organism in Eukaryota, Viridiplantae, Streptophyta, Magnoliopsida, Vitales, Vitaceae. The record is from RefSeq and is a predicted model, not a curated record. The coding region runs from base 33 to 488 and encodes 151 amino acids. The transcript is spliced from 2 exons.
AAAUAAGAGCAACAGCAUCUACAAUAUCUGCCAUGGCCACACAACCACGAACUUCAUCAGCUUUUAUCUCUUUCCUUACGAUUUUGGGUUCAGCUGCCCUUGCGAAAUACCAAUAUGAUAAUGUUUCGCCCUUUGCGCAACACAAUAUAGCUAUGCGAAUCUCCUUGUUUGCAAUAUUUAUAUAUUUCAUGGUGGUUGUGGUUUAUGAAAUCCUUAAUCCAGAUGGAACUGUCAAAGUUGAAGAUGAUGGAAGAUAUCUCCUUAUUUUGGGUCAUGUUCGGUUCUUAAGUGGAACAAUAGCUGCAACUUUGUUGAUCCUGAUCUUGAUCCCAUAUUUUGGAUGGUUCCUCCUUGCCAUAUGGACCAUGUUCUUAGUGAAAAUAGUAUGUUAUUGGGAUAAAACAUUUUAUAACUUCGACAUGUUCAAGAAUAAAAAAAAUGUCAAUGAUGGGGAAGGAGGACAAGAGGAACAACGAGCCCGAGUUUAG